CAUUGGUUCUGUUCAGAGAAAAGUAUUAACAGUCAUUAACACUGAGAGGUGAAAUGGCGCAGCGAGGAAAUCAGAUCAACCAAGAAAUAAUCUGCUGUACGAUCUGUCUGGAUCUACUGAAGCACCCGGUGACUAUUCCCUGUGGACACAGCUACUGUAUGGACUGUAUUCUAAGCUUCUGGCAUGGAAAGGUAAUCUACAGCUGCCCUGUGUGUAGAAAGAGCUUCACACUGAGGCCUGUCCUGCUGAAAAACACCAUGUUAGCAGCUUUAGUGGAGGAGCUGAAGAAGACUAGACUUGGCAAAGCUCCUGCUGAUCACUGCUAUGCUGGAGCUGAAGAUGUCUGCACUGGGAGAAAACUGAGAGCCUGGCUCUGCAGAGAGGAAGCAGCAGACCUUCUUUAUCCUGCACACCUUGUUCUCUCUGUGAUCAUUUGUAAAGACGCCUAUAACGUCGCAAACUGA
Molecule: messenger RNA, 464 nt
Organism: Trematomus bernacchii (emerald rockcod)
Lineage: Eukaryota; Metazoa; Chordata; Actinopteri; Perciformes; Nototheniidae
Product: E3 ubiquitin/ISG15 ligase TRIM25-like
Exons: 2
Coding region: 54-464 (136 amino acids)
Source: RefSeq, a predicted model, not a curated record